Cheilinus undulatus (humphead wrasse) is the source of this 1224-nucleotide messenger RNA. Its product is annotated as indoleamine 2,3-dioxygenase 2-like. The record is from RefSeq and is a predicted model, not a curated record. Gene Ontology annotation, molecular function: indoleamine 2,3-dioxygenase activity; metal ion binding; heme binding. Lineage: Eukaryota; Metazoa; Chordata; Actinopteri; Labriformes; Labridae. The transcript has 10 exons. The coding region runs from base 4 to 1224 and encodes 406 amino acids. Gene Ontology annotation, biological process: 'de novo' NAD+ biosynthetic process from L-tryptophan. Gene Ontology annotation, cellular component: cytoplasm.
AGUAUGGACACAACCAGAAGAGAUGCACUGCAGGCUGACUUUGAGACAUUUGAUUUUUCUGAGGAUCUUGGAUUUCUGCUUGAAGAACCACUGACUCACCUUCCCGACUAUUAUCGAGCAUGGAUGGACCUGGCCAAUAAUCUCGAUCAUCUGAUAGAGACUCGUAAAUUGAGGGAUCUGGUUCAUAAGAUGCCUGUAUUGAGUACCCAUCUAUUGAGUAAUCAUCAGGAGUUGAGGCUGGCUCAUCUAGCUCUGGGAUUCAUCAGCAUGGGAUAUGUGUGGCAGGAAGGACAACAUGCACCUGCUGAGAUUCUCCCUAAAGCCCUGGCCUUGCCUUUUUGGCUGGUAUCUUGCAGACUCGGUCUUCCACCCAUCCUGACCUACGCAGAUUCAGUUUUAGCCAACUGGAAAUUAAGGGAUCCCACAGGGGAGAUGGAAAUCGGGAACAUGGAUUUAAUAUUUUCCUUUCCUGGCGGAGAGAGUUGCAGGGGAUUUUUCAUAGUGUCUCAGUUAGUAGAGAUGGCUGCCAGUUCAGGCGUAACGGGGGCUCUGGAGGUGAUGCAUGCGAUGAAAAUCUCAGACAUCAUCAGCGUGCAAAAAGGUCUCAACAAAGUGACUCAGUCUUUGAAGAAGAUGAAGGAAACUUUCAAGCUCAUGCACAAUCAUGUGGAUCCAACUGUGUUUCAUGGAAAAUUAAGAAUAUUUCUUUCAGGGUGGCGAGACAACCCUUUGCUUCCAAAUGGGCUGUUAUAUGAAGGUGUGAGCGAUAAGCCAGUUUUUUUAUCAGGAGGCAGUGCAGCCCAGAGUUCAGCCAUCCAGUGCUUCGACGCUUUGCUAUGCAUCCAGCAUGAGGAUGAGACAGGUGCCUUCCUGACAUGCAUGAGAGAUUGCAUGCCUCCCGCCCACCGUCAUCUGAUAGAAACUCUCUCUGUCAGUCCAUGUCUGCGAGACUUCAUCCUGUCAAGCCCUGGCUCUGACCUCUGCCAGGCCUAUGAAUCCUGUGUCUCAGCGCUGGUAGAUUUACGUAACUAUCACCUGAACACUGUCACCAAGUACAUCAUUGUGCCUGGGAAUCAAGCCCAGGCCAUGGGCUGUCCGUUCAGAGGUGUUUGUACUGCACUGAACAAGACAGGAGCUGGAGGAUCAGUCCUGAUGGUCUUCCUCAAGAGUGUUCGUGACAGCACAAGAAAAGCACUGAAUUUGAAGAAGAGGCCGUCAGAGUAG